AUGUCGGAUUCACUUUUUAAACAGAUCGUUGCAAUUGGGCGAGUAGCGCAGAAAUGGGAGACAAUUUAUCCCGUCAAGAAAUGGAAGGCGGAUUAUGAGAACCGACGUUCCCUGACCGAUGAUGAACGAUUCCGGCUGCGCCGUGCUGUUUAUCGUUUCUGGCUUUACCAUCGUGCUUUUCACAACCGCCUGCAUGACCGAUUCGUUCGUAACCUGCGGCAUGUUGUUGCUGAACGUGCCCAACUUCUACACAACUGGUCUACGAUGGAUUUGGCUGAGAUUGAGGACCUGCGCAUGAUCAUCCGUGAUGUCGUGCAGAAUCAUAUAUGCCCGAGCAAUGGGACAAUCCAGCGCAAGUUCCGCAAGCGGUUUCCUGAAAGCAAUCAUCAGUUGACUUUCAAUAUCCACCUGAAUUACCCUGCCAACAAUGCUCCUCCCGCCUUUGACAAUGGCGUAACUACCUUUGAUCAGUAUUUCCAUACCACCCAUCCGGGCAAUUUCAGCGAAUUGCCUGCUAAAUACCGAUCCAUGUUCCGGAAUGACUUCUACCAUGACCCUGGAUUCGAAGGCUGGGGCGAUGAAAUCCCACAUUAUUACGUUGUGCAAGAUAUGAUGAAGCUUGACCCCGGUCAAAUCGUGUGGCUGCGUAAACAUGCGCCGCUCAAGGAACACGUGGAGAUGUAUGUUCAUUCCCUUGGGGAGUGGUUCCGAGACAACGGCGAGACUUUUGGGGAUACGCUCGAAUGGGUCAUGAAUGAGAGGGGGGAUGACGUGGAAGAGUUUAGAGCGUCCAUAGAAGACCGAGAUCUGGGAAUUGUGUUGGAUUAG
Molecule: messenger RNA, 828 nt
Organism: Aspergillus tanneri
Lineage: Eukaryota; Fungi; Ascomycota; Eurotiomycetes; Eurotiales; Aspergillaceae
Exons: 1
Coding region: 1-828 (275 amino acids)
Source: RefSeq, a predicted model, not a curated record